Messenger RNA from Protopterus annectens (West African lungfish), 3963 nucleotides. Its product is annotated as glutathione S-transferase theta-1-like. The transcript is spliced from 5 exons. The record is from RefSeq and is a predicted model, not a curated record. Bases 32 to 760 code for a protein of 242 amino acids. Gene Ontology annotation, molecular function: glutathione transferase activity. NCBI's taxonomy places the organism in Eukaryota, Metazoa, Chordata, Ceratodontiformes, Protopteridae. Gene Ontology annotation, cellular component: cytoplasm. Gene Ontology annotation, biological process: glutathione metabolic process.
AGCGCAGGAGUGAGCUGGGUGACAGAUCUCCAUGCCCCUGGAAUUUUAUUACAACCUUAUCUCACAGCCCUGUUGGGCUAUCUGGAUCUUUUUGAAGCUGAGGGGUAUACCCUACACAGGAAGGCAUGUAAAUGUGUUGACAGAUUACCUUAAAUCUGAUGAAUUUUCCAAAGUGAAUCCAAGGCAGCAAAUUCCAGUGAUUGUGGAUGAUGGCUUUGUUCUUACAGAGAGCACUGCUAUUAUGAAAUAUCUGGCUGUACGAUACAAUGCACCUGACCACUGGUACCCUGCAGACGUGAGGAAACAAGCAAAAGUGGAUGAAUACCUGGCUUGGCAUAACUUGAACACCCGUCCUUUUGCCAUGAAGGUCUUCCACAUGGAGGGCCUGCUGACUAAGCUGACAGGUGAACCAGUGUCCGAGAAAGCUCUGUCCACAGCAGUUGAAGAACUGGAGGAGACCCUCUGCUUGCUGGAGAAAACAUUCCUUCAAGAGAAGAACUUCCUAUGUUCUGAUGACAUCACCAUUGCCGAUGUCAUGGCUAUAUGUGAGCUGAUGCAGCCUUUAGGUGCAGGCCGGGAUGUUUUCAAGAAGUGGCCAAAACUCCAGGCAUGGAAGGAGAAAGUUGAAGAUGCAGUGGGAAGGCAACUGUUUAUGGAGACCCACAAGGAAAUAUAUGAGAUGCCACAAGUGGUGGGGCCAUUUCCACAGGCCACUGCCUUGAUAAAGUUUGUCAGGAAGAUUACUGGACUGACAGCCUAAAUCAUCACGUUUACAUACAUCAAAUGCUCAAAUUUUAAAAUGGUUUUACUUCUUCUGUGUCUAUUAAUUACAUAUCCUGUUAUAAUUAUUAUUAAUUGUAUAGCUAACCAUUCCUUGCUUCUGAUAUUAACAUAACUCAGUCACAGUAAGUGCUGCAUGUAAUGAACAGGAUGGAAAUUGUGAAAACAGUGUCCUUCCAUCUCACUUUAAUGAGGAUGGUAUAGCUAUGGAUGACUUGUUUAAAACCGCUCUUAGCAUCUUUCCUCCUUAUCACCAACUACUCUUCCCUUUAUAUGUCCAAUUUAAACUAACAGUUAAAUGGGACAGAGGGGUAAUCAUUUAGAUUUGUCCUCCUUCUUACUCACACUUAUACAUGUAUGCUUGUAUACCACAACAAAUUAAAAGCCCUGGAAAUUUGGAACCACUCAUUUUAAAAUGCUCCUAUGGCCACAAGAAAGUUUUUUCAACCUACAUUUGGGGAGUUUUGUCCCCAGAAACUCCAUAAUAUAAUCAUCUCCAGGGUUGCAUAAAACCUUUAAAAGGCAGCAGUCCAAAAUAGUCAAGACUUCUGGCAAGUUGUGAAAGCUGUAAUUUCAACAAGUUAAAAAUCUUCCCAAACAUUCUCUGUUUUAUGUGUGUGUUUGUGUAUAGGGGUGUGUGUGUGUCUGUGUUUCUGUUUGUGUGUGUGUGUCUCUCUGUCUGCGUUUAAAUAUAAUAUCCUAUCAUUGUGUCAAUCAAAUAAAUGACUGACCCCAAAUGUUGAAACACAAAAACAAAAAUACCACAAAACAACCCUUUAAUCAAUAUUUAUGGGGAGCAAGUCUCCCCCAGACUCCCACACCCCCUGCUAAUUAUAUUUACCAACUCUGAGAUUGCACUACAGUGGAGAAAGGGCUAAAACCCAUUAAUUGGCUUAGGUUUUGGUGUUGUUCAAAUAUGGGUACAAUAUUAGUCAGCCUGGGAAGAUAUGUUUGACAGAAGACGAUGCUUCACCGGGGAUGGUCUGCUUCUGUACCCUUUAGGCUUUUGAAUAUUGGCUGAUACCUUGUUCACACCCAUAGUGCCUUUUUAAGGGAUUGCCAUCUGGAUAAACUAUUGUACAGAACUAUACCAACGUAUGAAAAUACAAAGGUUUUACUACUCAAUGCCAGGAGUCUAAACAAGAAACUCCACUCCCUGCAAGAUCUUCCUAUCCUGGAGAUCGUAGAUGUCUAUGCGGGUACUGAUACAUGGCUUAAAGCCAAAGAGAGCACCCCAGCAGUGCAGGACUAUAAUAUCUUCCACUCAUUUAGGCCAGCUACUGCACAGAAAGAGACAAGAGGUGAGGGUGUUUCAAUUUACAGCAAAAACAAGUACACCUGAAGCAGUAUGAUGCACCUGAGCUUCUCUACAUACACCUCACCAUAAACAAAGAUCCUUGCAAUUUCUUUAUGAGCUAUAGGUCCCCCCUCUAUGACAAAGGAAACCCAUGCCACUUACUUAAAUAAACUUGAGUCACUGACCAUUCAACUGAACACCAUAGCAGUGGAGGACUUCAACUACCCAGCUAGAAAGUGGAAAUCAUACAUGAUCUCAAACUUGCAGAUUCUUGGACUUUGUUAACAUGACUGUCUCAGGCCAGGUAGUCCAUAUGUACUCGGGAACCAAUAUCCUUGACCUAGUCCUCACCAAUAAGGAAUGUUGCAUCCCCCCUCCACCAGAGUGUAAUUUCCUCACUAAUCAGGUCAUGACAUAAAACUGUCUCAUUUAAAAUAAAAAUAAAACCUGGAACACUAGGUAACCCUGUAACUUUUUCAAGGCAAAUUUCCUACUUUUAAAUGAAAGACUCCAAAAACAUGUCACCCUGGUAGAAUCCCACCAUCAAUAGAUGGUAUAACAAAAGGAAGAACAUCAUGGCCAAAAACAGAAAUUGUAAUGCCCAGCAAGGUAAGAACUCCCUCACCAAACUAAAUAAAAAAUGCAGGGGAAUAAUUAAGUUUUUCAAAGACAAAUCUGAGGUAAAACUAGCCUCCAAGGCUGACAACCACAAGGCAUUCUUCAUCAAUGUCUGCAGUAUCAAAGGCAGUGCACAGCAAUGUGAUGAAAUAAUUGUAAAGGGAGCCACCUAUACUCAGCCAGAUGAUAUGAAAACAACUAUGUCUGCAGUAUCAAAGGCAGUGCACAGCAACGUGAUGAAAUAAUUGUAAAGGGAGCCACCUAUACUCAGCCAGAUGAUAUGAAAACUAUGUCUGCAGUAUCAAAGGCAGUGCACAGCAACGUGAUGAAAUAAUUGUACAGUGAGCCACCUAUACACAGCCAGACAAUAUGAAAACAACUAUGUCUGUAGUAUCAAAGGCAGUGCACAGCAAUGUGAUGAAAUAAUUGUAAAGGGAGCCACCUAUACUCAGCCAGAUGAUAUGAAAACUAUGUCUGCAGUAUCAAAGGCAGUGCACUGCAAUGUGAUGAAAUAAUUGUAAAGAGAGCCACCUAUACUCAGCCAGAUGAUAUGAAAACAGCUAUGUCUGCAGUAUCAAAGGCAGUGCACAACAACGUGAUGAAAUAAUUGUAAAGGGUGCCACCUAUACUCAGCCAGACAAUAUGAAAACAACUAUGUCUGCAGUAUCAAAGGCAGUGCACAGCAACGUGAUGAAAUAAUUGUAAACGGAGCCACCUAUACGCAGCCAGACGAUAUGAAAACAGCUAUGUCUGCAGUAUCAAAGGCAGUGCACAACAACGUGAUGAAAUAAUUGUAAAGGGCCACCUAUACUCAGCCAGACAAUUUGAAAACAACUAUGUCUGCAGUAUCAAAGGCAGUGCACUGCAAUGUGAUGAAAUAAUUGUAAAGAGAGCCACCUAUACUCAGCCAGACGAUAUGAAAACAACUAUGUUUGUAGUAUCAAAGGCAGUGCACAGCAAUGUGAUGAAAUAAUUGUAAAGGGAGCCACCUAUACUCAGCCAGACGAUAUGAAAACUAUGUCUGCAGUAUCAAAGGCAGUACACUGCAAUGUGAUGAAAUAAUUGUAAAGAGAGCCACCUAUACUCAGCCAGACAAUAUGAAAACAGCUAUGUCUGCAGUAUCAAAGGAAGUGCACAACAACGUGAUGAAAUAAUUGUAAAGGGUGCCACCUAUACUCAGCCAGACGAUAUGAAAACAACUAUGUCUGCAGUAUCAAAGGCAGUGCACAGCAACAUGAUGAAAUAAUUGUAAACUGAGCCACCUAUAC